Messenger RNA from Fibroporia radiculosa, 630 nucleotides. RefSeq lists its product as uncharacterized. The transcript is spliced from 3 exons. The record is from RefSeq and is a predicted model, not a curated record. NCBI's taxonomy places the organism in Eukaryota, Fungi, Basidiomycota, Agaricomycetes, Polyporales, Fibroporiaceae. Bases 1 to 630 code for a protein of 209 amino acids.
AUGUGGCCUUGGUCCGGUUCGUCCGACGUUGAUGCGCCUUGGGAGGUGGUGGAUGCCAAGAGCGUCGAUCCCGUAAAGAUGUACGACGACGAAGACAGUCUUGAUAUUAUCCGCAUAAGCCAUACUUCCCUCAAAGCUUCGUACGUCUUCAACGUCAAGACACAGUACGUGCACGAGGACGAUACUAGUGGCCACAAGGUCGACCUCCAGGCUGCGCUGCGUUUCACGCGCGCACGCGUCCUGCAGGAGGCCUCACGGCUUGGGUAUAACACGCUGUUGCUUGAGGGAUGGUCAAUCACACUUCUUCGGAAGCCCUCUCGUUCUACGCAUCAUACCCUCUUUCGAAUGGCCCUUCGCUAUAUUGCCCGACCUGCGUUCGUUCAUACUCCAGGGGAGCGGUUACCUCCCCCGUUUCUCGACUUACUUCAGUAUUGGGGAGAGGAGACCGAGAAAGCAUACCUUACCGGUGAAGAAGCUACGGGCGUAGUCCUACUCGUGAGGUCGACGACAAAACGAUCUUCAGAAGACAAAGAGAAGCUCGUGCUCGACCAGGGUGACGUCCGACAAGUCGGAAGUAGCUGGCAUUGGGGUUCAUGUAUAAAGCUUCGAUUGCGAAGGUAUAAGGUAUAA